Solanum tuberosum (potato) is the source of this 585-nucleotide messenger RNA. RefSeq lists its product as uncharacterized. The transcript has 2 exons. The record is from RefSeq and is a predicted model, not a curated record. Bases 250 to 585 code for a protein of 111 amino acids. NCBI's taxonomy places the organism in Eukaryota, Viridiplantae, Streptophyta, Magnoliopsida, Solanales, Solanaceae.
CAUGAGUCAAGAAGGACCUUCAAGAAGAAACAAAGUUACCAAAAAAGGACAUAUGCUAAACCUGGAACAUUAUCAUCCUUGGUACAACAAAGAUGAUCAUUUUUGACAACACAAGAAACUCUUCAGGCUGUGCGGUCAGAGAAAAAGCACUUGCUAAAGUUAAUUGAGAAAGAACAACCAAUUGCAAAACAACAACAAGUUACACCACAAGCUAAAACAAAUGAACAAUGUGUUGAGGAGCAACCAACUAUGGAGGAGCAACCAAUUAUAGAGGAGGAGGUGCAAAUAGAUUCUACAAGUACUCUUCCAAUAAACGAACAAUCCGAAGAACAAGCUUCAGACCUGUCCACUCAAAAAAAUACGAGAGGUAUAACACAAAUGCAAAGUGUACAUGGGAGAAAUGAUCGUAAGCUGGUCCUACUGAACAACAACAAUCAGCCUGUUGGUCCAACCAAAGAUGUUGUUGUAGAGUUAAGUAGCUUCCUUGGCACAUUGGCAAGGAAUGUGACUAUUUGCCCUCUAGACAUAUUAGAUUGGAGGUAUAUGGACACAAAAGAUGAUUUAUGGACAUAUACACAGGUUUGA